AUACUGUAAUUGCUUUUGAAACAAGCUUGCCAUUCUGCAAAUCCCAACUUGAUGAUCUGACUUCUGAGAAGCCGAUGCCGAUAUAUCUCCCUGCGUGCCUAAGAUUGGCAAGGAGUUGUCUCUUCAGGCGUGGAGUCGCCACCCGCUGCAAGCACAUCUUGCCCAUUAUGGCGACGGGCAAAUUGAAAAGUGAGAACUUCGACACGAUUCUCACAGACGAUGUGAUGCGAAUCGCCGACUUGAUACAGUCGGUCAAACGCAGCGACACAGGUGAAGGCCAUGAAGUUCGCCUGGUCGGUGGAGCAGUACGCGACUUGCUGAUGGACCGAGCACCCAAGGACGUGGAUUUGGCAACGACAAUGCUACCUGAGGCCAUGUUCGACCUGUGUGAAUCGAGUGGGUUUCGCACGAUCGCCACGGGUCUGAAGCACGGUACGAUCACGGUGGUGACGGAGAGAGGUCAGAACGUGGAGAUUACGUCACUGCGAGUUGACCAGGAGACGGACGGUCGGCACGCCACGGUGAAGUUCACCACCGAUUGGCAGCAGGACGCGGCGCGGCGAGACUUGACCAUCAACGCAAUGUCACUUUCCCUGGAAGGCACACUCUAUGAUUACUUCAGCGGCGAGCAGGACAUCCUGGAUCGGCGCGUGCAGUUCGUCGGUGACCCGGUGAAGCGCAUUCGAGAGGACUAUCUGCGCAUUCUGCGCUACUUUCGUUUCCACGGCCGCAUAGCCAAGGACCCACUGGUGCACGACGAGAUCACGAUCACCGCAAUACGCGAGCUGCGCGACGGCCUUAAGCAGGUCUCCGUGGAGCGGGUGUGCUUGGAAAUGGCGGCGCUGGUGACGGGACCGAACGCCCCCGGCGAGCUGCACACCAUGUACGACGUCGGCGUGGCGGAGAGAAUACGCUUGCCGGUGCCCGGUCGCCAUGACGAAUUUGAACGCGUGUGGCGAGUUCACCAUGGAUACGGCGGUGGUGACGGCGCUGCGGAAGUUAAGGGCCGAAAGCUGUCGUUUGUCUCGCUCCUCUUGGCGCUGCACGACGAGGAGACGCUGAUGGCCGCGUUCGCCGAGCGCUGGAAGCUGUCGCGCGUGCAGCGCGCCCUGAUGGUGUUCGUGGCCGACAAUCGCAGUCGCCACGGCGACCUGAAGCACUACCAGGACAUGCUGACGGACGCACAGGCGGCCAGCAAGGCGCACGUUGAGGAGGUGCUCGCGUACCAGGGACGUACCGACAUGGCGAGGGCCAUUGCCGACUGGCCUAUUCCCGUCAUGCCUGUGAAUGGAGCGAUGCUGAAGAAGCACAAUAUUAAGAAUGGGCCGGCGAUGGGCGCAUACCUCAGUACGCUGCGCAAACUCUGGCAGAAAAGUAACUUUACGCUGACAGCCGAAGAUCUGCUCAGCAAUCACCUGCAAAACUGAUGAUCGCGUGUGCGUGUGUUUGUGUGUGUGUGUGUGUGAGAGAGAGAGAGAGAGAGAGAGAGAGAGAGAGAGAGAGAGAGAGAGAGAGAGAGAGAGAGAGAGAGAGAGAGAGAGAGAGAGAGAGAGAGAGAGAGAGAGAGAGAGAGAGAGAGAGAGAGAGAGAGAGAGAGAGAGAGAGAGAGAGAGAGAGAGAGAGAGAGAGGUGUGUGUGUGUGUUGUGUGUGUUGCUACUUUUGCUGCUAGAAGCUCGCUGUGCGGGCGAUUUGCACCACCUCCUGUGGCCAUGCCGGAAAGUGCUGCUCUGCUGGAGCUGUCUUUGUUCGUAGAUAUGUGUGUGUAUGUGUUUGUGUGUGUCCGCGCGUGUGUUCGUGUGUAUGCUGAUGUACGUGUAUGUGUGUGUGUUCAUGGAUGUGCGCAGAGACCAUUGUCAAAGCACUUGAUACAGAGCCAGCAAGUCGUGGAUAUAUUCCUUCCCGGUAGCCCGUUGAUCGGGUGCGUAUGUACUCUUACUUUCUAUACUAUUCAACUCUUUCACGGUUUUACAAGUGAGGAUUUUAACUUGUUGAGUUCA
This is a messenger RNA of Sycon ciliatum, 1998 nucleotides long. Its product is annotated as CCA tRNA nucleotidyltransferase 1, mitochondrial-like. Gene Ontology annotation, cellular component: mitochondrion. Gene Ontology annotation, biological process: mitochondrial tRNA 3'-end processing; tRNA 3'-terminal CCA addition. Lineage: Eukaryota; Metazoa; Porifera; Calcarea; Leucosolenida; Sycettidae. The coding region runs from base 75 to 1427 and encodes 450 amino acids. Gene Ontology annotation, molecular function: tRNA binding; nucleotidyltransferase activity. The record is from RefSeq and is a predicted model, not a curated record. The transcript has a single exon.